AGAGCAACAUCAUCUGUGAUUUUAUUUAUUUAAAAAAAGACAAUAAAUACAGAACAAAUAAAUAUUUAUGGUUAAAUUAAAUACUAGUACUAUUAAUUAUUAAAUUGUUGCAAAAAAAUAAAAUAAAUGUAAAAUUACCUCCGUAAUAUUCCGUACUGUCUGAACUCUGAAGUUGAACAACCCUCAGGCGCUGACGUUUUCAUAGGCACUGAUCUUCAAAGUUUUCAAAAGAAGAAGACCCAAAGUUUUCAAAGCUAAUCACAUCACCAUUCACCAAGUACUACCAAAUUAUUCUCCACAUGCAUCCCUUAACACUUCUUAUAUUUCCUUUCCACCCCUCAACUUUUCCAGAGCAAAAAAUUUCAUUCCUUUUCCCACUAACCAAACAUGAAUAUCAAACCCAUCAUCAUCCUAGCUUUCUUAAUUUCCCUCUCUUUAACAAACGUCGUCGUUUCAGCUCGACUCUUUCCCAACGUCUCCUCCUGGCUCAACGCCCACGCCCCUACUGGAGGCGCGUGGGAUGCCUUUCUCAACUUUACCGGUUGUCACCGCGGCGACAAGUACGACGGCCUCGCCAAUUUAAAAUCAUACUUUGAACGAUUCGGUUACUUCCCUCACGCGCCGCCCUCGUCGAAUUUCUCCGAUGAAUUCGACGACGCGCUCGAAUCCGCCAUCAAAACUUACCAGAAGAACUUCAACCUGAACGUCACUGGCGUCCUCGACGACGCCACCGUGCAGCAGAUCGUGCUGCCUCGGUGCGGCGUCGCCGAUAUAAUCAACGGCACAACCACGAUGAACGCCGCCAAGGAGAACGAGACGGCGUCGUUUAGCAAGCCGAAGUUUCACACGGUGGCGCACUUCACUCUUUUUCCUGGCAUGCCGCGGUGGCCGGAGGGAACGCAGGAGCUGACGUACGCGUUCUUCCCCGGGAACGGGCUGAGCGACGCCGUGAAAGGCGUGUUCGCCGCCGCGUUCGCGCGCUGGGCUGAGGUGACGUCGCUGAAGUUCCGCGAAACGGCGUCGUACUUCGGCGCCGACAUCAGGAUCGGGUUCUUCAGCGGCGACCACGGCGACGGGGAGCCGUUCGACGGGAGCUUGGGGACGUUGGCGCACGCGUUCUCGCCGACGAACGGGAGGUUCCACCUGGACGCCGCCGAGGACUGGGUGGUUUCCGGCGAUGUGACGCGGUCAGCGCUGCCGACAGCGGUGGAUUUAGAAUCCGUGGCGGUGCACGAGAUUGGGCACUUGCUAGGGUUAGGUCACUCAUCGGUAGAAGAAGCGGUUAUGUUUCCGACGAUUUCUUCUCGGAAGAAGAAGGUGGUGUUGGCAAGGGACGACAUCGAAGGGAUUCAAUUCCUCUAUGGUUCCAACCCUAAUUUCAAUGGCUCCACCGCCACGUCAGCACCGGAGAGGGACGCUAGCGACGGUGGUCGGUGCCUCACUUGUGUGGGGCCCUCGUCCGGCGUUUUCGCUUUGUUGACAUUUGCGUUCUUAUUUUAGGUUUUUCUAUUAUUAUUUAUCGUAGGGGUAUGAUGCUUUGCACAUUUUAUUAAUUCGUGCCCAAUAUUUUUUGUUCUUAUUGUUGUUUGGUUUUCCAUUCACUUUCGUAUAGAAUUUUUCCUGGUGUAUAUGAUAUAAUAAUAAAAUUUCAUUAUAUAAAUCCAAGAAGUACUUUUA
Glycine soja is the source of this 1677-nucleotide messenger RNA. Its product is annotated as metalloendoproteinase 2-MMP-like. The transcript has a single exon. The coding region runs from base 388 to 1500 and encodes 370 amino acids. NCBI's taxonomy places the organism in Eukaryota, Viridiplantae, Streptophyta, Magnoliopsida, Fabales, Fabaceae. Gene Ontology annotation, molecular function: metalloendopeptidase activity; zinc ion binding. Gene Ontology annotation, cellular component: extracellular matrix. The record is from RefSeq and is a predicted model, not a curated record. Gene Ontology annotation, biological process: extracellular matrix organization; proteolysis; collagen catabolic process.